Diceros bicornis minor is the source of this 2052-nucleotide messenger RNA. It is a transcript of the gene XPNPEP3, whose product is annotated as X-prolyl aminopeptidase 3. The coding region runs from base 76 to 1761 and encodes 561 amino acids. Gene Ontology annotation, molecular function: manganese ion binding; metalloaminopeptidase activity. The record is from RefSeq and is a predicted model, not a curated record. NCBI's taxonomy places the organism in Eukaryota, Metazoa, Chordata, Mammalia, Perissodactyla, Rhinocerotidae. The transcript has 11 exons. Gene Ontology annotation, cellular component: mitochondrion.
GCGACGCAGCCCGGCGGGUGGCGGCUUCUGCCGCUGUUUUCUUUCUUUCUUUCCUGACGCGUGAGCCAGUCGGUCAUGCGCUGGUUACUCUCAACAACUAAGCUGGUUCCCGGUGUAGCAAGCGCCCGCAGCCUCUCAGGAUGCAUGUCAUGUUCACAGCGAAGGUACUCCCUCCAGCCCAUCCCAGAGAGGAGGAUUCCAAACCGAUACUUAGGCCAGCCCAGUCCCUUUACACACCCACACCUGCUCAGACCAGGGGAGGUGACGCCAGGACUAUCCCAGGUGGAAUAUGCACUUCGCAGACACAAACUAAUGUCUCUGAUCCACAAGGAAGCACAAGGUCAGAGUGGGACAGACCAGACAGUGGUUCUGCUGUCCAACCCUACAUAUUACAUGAGCAAUGAUAUCCCCUAUACUUUCCACCAAGACAACAAUUUUCUGUACCUCUGUGGAUUCCAAGAGCCUGAUAGCAUUCUGGUCCUUCAAAGCCUCCCUGGCAAGCAGUUACCAGCACACAAGGCUAUGCUUUUUGUGCCUCGAAGAGACCCCAGUCGAGAACUUUGGGAUGGCCCACGAUCUGGCACUGAUGGAGCAAUAGCUCUAACUGGAGUGGACGAAGCCUAUACGCUGGAAGAAUUUCAACAUCUGGUACCGAAACUGAAAGCUGAGACAAAUAUGGUUUGGUAUGACUGGAUGAGGCCCUCUCACGCACAGCUUCACUCUGACUACAUGCAGAAUCUGACUGAGGUCAAAGCCAGGAGCAAGAACAAGGUUCGGGCUAUCCACCAGCUGGUACAGCGCCUCCGGCUGAUUAAAUCUCCUGCGGAAAUUGAGCGCAUGCAGAUUGCUGGGAAGUUGACGUCACAGGCUUUCAUAGAGACCAUGUUUGCCAGUAAAGCCCCUGUGGAGGAAGGCUUUCUUUAUGCUAAGUUUGAAUUUGAAUGCCGGGCUCGUGGUGCAGACAUCUUAGCCUACCCACCUGUGGUUGCUGGAGGUAAUCGGUCGAACACUUUGCACUAUGUGAAGAACAAUCAACUCAUCAAGGAUGGGGAAAUGGUGCUGCUAGAUGGAGGUUGUGAGUCUUCUUGCUAUGUGAGUGACAUCACCCGUACCUGGCCUGUCAAUGGCAGUUGCUGUAUGUGGGACAUGGCCUCAGCGUGGCCGGAGAAGCGGUGCGUCGGUGCACGCCUGGGAUCCGAACCCGGGCCGCCAGCAGCGGAGCAUGCGCACUUAACCGCUAAGCCACGGGGCCAGCCCUACCUAAGUCUGUCCUUGAAAGAAGAACUGUAUGGGUUCACAGCCCCUCAGGCAGAACUCUAUGAAGCUGUUCUAGAGAUCCAGAGAGAUUGUCUGACCCUCUGCUCCCCUGGAACAAGCUUGGAGAACAUCUACAGCAUGAUGCUGACACUGAUAGGACAGAAGCUUAAAGAGUUGGGGAUCAUGAAGAACAUUAAGGAAAAUAAUGCCUUCAAGGCUGCUCGAAAAUACUGCCCUCAUCAUGUUGGCCAUUACCUUGGGAUGGAUGUCCACGACACUCCAGACAUGCCCCGUUCCCUCCCUCUACAGCCUGGUAUGGUAAUCACAGUGGAGCCAGGCAUUUAUAUUCCAGAGGAUGACAGAGAUGCCCCAGAGAAGUUUCGUGGUCUCGGUGUACGAAUUGAGGAUGAUGUAGUGGUGACUCAGGACUCACCUCUCGUCCUUUCUGCAGAUUGUCCUAAAGAGAUGAAUGACAUUGAACAGAUAUGCAGCAGGGCCUCUUGACCCUCACUGCAGCCCACAUGCAUCUCGGGUUCAAGAGGGUUGUAUGUUGGCAUCUGUGCACAUGUGCUUUCUGAGUGUCUCUGUGUGUGCAUUUAUACUCAUGUUCCACUCACGAGUGUGACAGCUGUAUGAAUGUGUGUAAUUGUGUAUGUGGUCUUUGUUUUAAGUAGCUAGACAUCUGAAAAAUUGAAUAUUUGAACUGUAUAUUACUGCAACUUUAGUAACAUUAAUUCUGUAGAAUUAAUGACCCAAGAAAGUUUAAUUUUUAAAAGUAAAAAAAGUUCUUGGUUA